UCUGCGGGUCGCAGCUGCCGCCGCGGGACCGCCCAUGGCCCGGAACGAGCCGCUGCUGAGCGCCCUUAAAGGCACAGUGCUGCGGUUACGGGAGGCAGGGGGGCCCUGCACGGACACCUCGCCACACCUCACCUCCCUCUGCCAGCUGCUGGAGAGCAUCCUGCGCAAGGGGCUGCGACAGCCAGCCUGGGCCUUCAGGAGAUGGGAUUACUGGCGCUGGCUGGAGCAGCUUCCCCUGGGGAAUGGUGGCAGGCCGACCCCUCUGUCCAUCAGCAUCCAGACGGUGGGCAGCUGCCAGAAGGUGCGGAUGGCGCAGGGCCGCGGGCGGCACUUUCUGCGCUUGGCUCUGCAGGGGAAGAUGCUGCCAGCAGCCGUCCAGCAGCUCACACAGAGCCCCCAGCUCCUGGAGUUUUACGACCCACUGAGCUCCAUCCUCGGCAAUGAAGAGCUCCUGGAGCCUUUCCUCUCGCUGCUGCUGGUGGUGACAGAGAUGGAUUUCUCCCUGGACCUGCAGAACUGCAGCUUCUUGGACGAAAGCUGGCUGCUGCCGGUGUGCAUCACUUACGAGACAGUCCCGUGCCAGGUGCUGGGGAUGGUGCUCAGGUACGUGGAGGGCCGUGUCUUUGUCACUGAGGUGCUCCCUGAGAGCCAGGCUGAGGUGGAUGAGGUAGUUCUGGCCGGUGACAUCCUCGAUGAGAUCAAUGGCCACUCACUGCGGAACGCCUACAGCGGGCAGGCUGGGGCCCUGCUGCAGAAGCUGAAGGGCCAACCCCUGAGCUUCCGCCUGCUGCGCUGGCGGUGGCAUGACGGGCGAGUCUAUGAGCCGCUGCUGCCCUACCUGAAGGUCCUGAAGGAGAAGGAGCCUCACUUCCAGCUCCAGCACGGCCCUCGGCACAGGGGCCAGGAGGAGUCAGGGCAGCUGCACGGGGGCAGGCUGCUCUAUGACUUGCAGUACCUUGGCCGGACCUGCAUUGGGAAGUAUGGUGGCAAAGAGGUGCUGGACCAGGCCAUCCCCACUGUGCUGGAGAAGCAUUUGGCACUACGGGAGGUUUUAUUUGAUGUGAAGGAAGCAGAAGUCCUCAUACGGGAUAAGACUUCAUCCAAGCUGCUGUGCCGCUACCCCUACCCUGCCAUCUCCUGCGUGGGACGCCGCAGGGACAGCAGCCGUCUCUUCGCCUUCUGCGUGGUCGCUUCCCCAGAGAGUCCUGACGGGAGCACAUUCGACUGCCUGGUGUUUGCAGCCAGGUCUGAGCAGGACUGCGAGGAAAUCGUCAGGAGCAUGGCUGCAGGGUUUAAGCACACCGAGGGGUUUGUGUGAUGAGGGACAGCCCUGGCUCCAGCCUUCACCUCCAGCAGCCGGCAGCACCCUGAAUGAUGUGGCCCCCACUCCCAGGAGGCUGGAUGGCUUUCAACCCACUUCCAGGAGGAAGCGCUGUGAAGGCAGCUGCCUGCUCCCUGCUCACAACUGGCCCUGCUCCUCCUCCCCAACUGCUCCUUCAGCCACAGCAC
Molecule: messenger RNA, 1509 nt
Organism: Colius striatus (speckled mousebird)
Lineage: Eukaryota; Metazoa; Chordata; Aves; Coliiformes; Coliidae
Exons: 16
Coding region: 35-1318 (427 amino acids)
Molecular function (GO): protein binding
Source: RefSeq, a predicted model, not a curated record